This is a messenger RNA of Gadus macrocephalus (Pacific cod), 3166 nucleotides long. Its product is annotated as rap guanine nucleotide exchange factor 5-like. The record is from RefSeq and is a predicted model, not a curated record. Lineage: Eukaryota; Metazoa; Chordata; Actinopteri; Gadiformes; Gadidae. The transcript is spliced from 11 exons. The coding region runs from base 228 to 1562 and encodes 444 amino acids. Gene Ontology annotation, biological process: intracellular signal transduction.
AGGAGGAGGAGGUGGGGGAGGAGGAGAGCGAGCGAGACAUUGGGUGGAGCAGCCUCGCGUGCUGCGGAAUACUGUGUGCGUUGUGUGUUAUGCGCGGGCGGUAUGUCACAGCUGCAUGUCGGCGAAUGGAAGCGGAAGCGGGAGGUAUGUUGAACCACGGCGGUUGUUUCGAGUGAUAUUCAGAUGCCGGAGUAGCGGCGCGUGAAGACUGAGUGCGAGCGCGAGGCAUGGACGAGUCGGAACCCGCAGAGGACAGCCUGCUCUCGAGCCUUCGGUGGAACCGGAGCGCCCGGGACCAGGCUCAGCUCAAACACAAAAUUCGGGAUUUGCCGGGGCUCCUGAAGCACGGCUUGCACCUGCGAAAGAAAAGCCAGUCCCCUGAUACGAUACCUGGACCAAGCCCUGGACCUACUGUCCAUAAGUCAUGCUCCCAGAGCUUCCCCUGCGCUGGACGUUCUGUGAGGAAUGCCUUCCUCUCGCAUGGACCCUACCCAGCCAAGGACAAGAUCCACCUGGCCCGCAUCAUACGGCGCAGUUAUGUGGGCGUGGAGCUGGUGCAAUGGCUGUGUGAGCAGUGUGGGUAUGUGCGCUGUCGGCCCACCGCCGCGCGCGUCUGGCAGGUUCUGCUGGAGCUGGGGGUCCUGCUGUCUGUGGACCAGCGGGUGAUCUUUGCCGACUCCAACUCCUACUACCAAUUCAGCUUCGAGGAGUGCGAGUCAGCAUCCUGCGAGUUUCGCUCUAACGAGGGGGAGUGGUCAGAGGCUGUGAGGCUCCUCCUCACACUUGCGCCAUAUGUCCAAUUCCGCUCUGGGGGCGGAGCUAACAGCCCGUCGGAGGAGGACUCUGAGGGCAACAGGGACAUCUGUGGUGAGAUGCUCCAGAUGAGGGCCUUGGAGAGGCUGACCUCCACGGUACAAAAUGAGCUGGCAGCCGCCUUAGCCCGCAAGACUCGCAAAGCCUUGUCAGAGCAGGACUCUGAGACAAGAGAGGCAGCACAGCCCCCGCAACCUCGCACGCCCACUGAGGAGAGCAGCCCGCUGGCCGGCGUGUGCGCACUCCGAGACGGCAGCGGCGGUGGCGGUGGCGGCGUUCGCCGUGGAGGUGUUUGUGUCAGCAGCGCUGGAGGAGGAGGAGGAGGAGGAGGAGGUGGAGGAGGAGGUGGAGGAGGAGGUGGAGGUGGAGGAGGAGGUGGAGGCAGAGAGGAGUUGACUAGCCGGCUGGGGCUGGAGGCCGUGCAGCGGCUAGCCAAGGACGGCUGUCGCCUCCUGCAGAACCACAACUACCGUCUGCCGGAGAGGAACCCCGCGGAGGCGGUGGGGAGGGUGUGUCUGAAGGAGAGGGGGCGGGACGUCCUGGUGCUGCAGAGGGUAUCGUCAACGGUUACGUCCCCGUCUGACCGCCCCUCUCCCACCUCUUCAGGGGGCGGGGCCAGGGAGGAGGACGGAGACAGGAGGUAUGUAGUGGUGUCCGGGACGCCCCUGAAGAUCCUGGAGCACCUGCUGAGCGACCUGCGGCUGGAUGAGGAGCGAGGAGCGCCCGAGAGCCGGGACAGCGGUGAGUAACACACACACACCACUAUCACAUUGAUCUCUCUCCCUCUCGCUCUCUGUGUCUCUGUCACUCUCACUCGUAAAAACACUAACACAAAAAAUAAUAAACACUUUUGAGACUAACACAGACAAACGUAGGUUGUGUGUACAUUUGCAAAGCCCAUGGUCUGAACAGUUUUUCCCAACACACAUCCAUGAACGGGACGCUCUUCCGAAAAGAGUAUUCCUGCAUCCUGAUGCCCCUCGUAUGAGUGGCUAUGGAGAGAGAGGAGGGUGUGUUUGUGAAGUCAUGUGGGGGAUAAGCCGCUCGCUCUCUCUUAAUGGUUGACCACAGCUAUCUGUGAACCAUGCAUCCCCUGAUCUGCUGAUCCACUGACUCCCAGGAAUGUCUCCUCCAGUGCAACGCUUCGUGUUCCUACAGAGCCCUGAGCCGUCGUGUUUCCUUCCAUUCACCCCCCCCACACACCCCCACCCCUGCCGUGUACACUGGGCUUACACAAAAAGCUCUGUACCGAAAGCAUCACUGGCCAUGUUGAACUGUGUGCAUGUGUGUGUGCAUGUACCUGCAUGUGUCUGCAGGGUUGACGCGAGUGUAUAGUGGGACAUUUGCAUUUAUGCAUAUAUAUUAUUUACUCACAGACGAGAGCUAAUAGCUAGGUGUGUGUGUGUGUGUGUGUGUGUGUGUGUGUGUGUGUGUGUGUGUGUGUGUGUGUGUGUGUGUGUGUGUGUGUGUGUGUGUGUGUGUGUGUGUGUGUGUGUGUUGGUCUGCGAGCGUUUAGUUGGGACAGGCAGGAAUACAUGCGGGGUGUUCAGAGCUUUAAGUUCCUCUAAUGAGGAGCACGGAGGCUUCCCUGGGGCUGCCCAGACCUGCCCGACGGUACGACCGCACCUCCUACAUCAAACAGGGCUACACUCCCCCCCCCGCUUUGUCAAUGAGUUCAGUGUUCUCAGGUUAACCGGGAGGCGUUCUGCCAGUUGGCUCACUUCCUUACUCACUCGACGAACAAAAAUGAAAUCACAGCGGGGGAUAAAGCGAGUUUGCAAGUUUGAUCGCCGUUGUCUGCACUUCUAAGCGUGUCUGGAUAUUAAUAAUUGUGUGUGUGUGUGUGUGUGUGUGUGUGUGUGCGGGCCCUCUAGGGAUGUGUAGUAAAUCAGCCGGCCGUUUUACCGGGGGUUAGCUGUACUUUAUGUUGAACAGGAAGAAAAAAGAGAGAGAGAGAGAGGGAUAAGGAGCGAGAGAGAGAGACCAUGGAGAGAUUAAACAUCCUCAUCCAACAUAUCCCCUAUUCUCCAUCGCUGCUAUCAACGCUCAACAGUGUUGACCAAAACCCAGCCCACCGCUGAUUACUAUGAUUAGUUCAGCCGCCGUAACCCCACCAUCAGCUGAGUACCUCUCGCACUCUCUCAACCCUAUAUCACUAGUGAUACAACGGUAUAGUCUCCAAGGUCACACCACUAUGUGUUAUUCAUCAGAGAGAGGGAGAGAGAGAGAGAGACGUUACACACGUGAGCGCGUCUGACUUUGUACGUGCCGCCCGACUAGCGGACACAGAGGGCGAGCUGUUGAAGAUAAAAAUGGAUGUUUAUUAUGAUGGAGAGGGAGGAGAUGAGAGGGG